Oreochromis aureus is the source of this 2644-nucleotide messenger RNA. RefSeq names its product fibrous sheath CABYR-binding protein-like. NCBI's taxonomy places the organism in Eukaryota, Metazoa, Chordata, Actinopteri, Cichliformes, Cichlidae. The coding region runs from base 146 to 1003 and encodes 285 amino acids. The transcript is spliced from 2 exons. The record is from RefSeq and is a predicted model, not a curated record.
CUCAGCAGUCUGUGCAGGGCUCAGCUCCUCUCUGCUGUGCGCACUUCGAGCGGUUUAACAAGCAGUCUCCUCCACGAGCGGGAUCAUCAGCAAAUUUAUAUAUUUAUCUAGGCCUGCUGCAACGCCAAAAGUACAAAGGCUCAUUAUGGGAAACAGGCUCAGCAGAAGGCGAGAAACCCCAGCCAGCACCCAUGAAACUGUGGCUGCUGAAGAGAACACCACAAAGGAGCCAGGAAACGACUCUGCAGUAACAGAGACUCACGAAGCCACCAAAAUGGAGGAUCUAGAUGUGGUGGUGGGAGAGCCAGUGACACCAGUGGCGUGUUUACCCAAUGAAGAAUGUGUUGCGGAGUUUAAAGAAGCAGAGGCUUCCAGUGCCUCAGCCCUGAAAAAUGAUACAGAACCAGCACCUGUGGUAAAGGAAGCCCCAGUCCAACCUGAACCUCAGGUCUCAGCCAGCACACCUUCACCUUCAGAACCAGCUGCUGAAGCUGAGCUUGCUCCUGACUCCGAACCAGACAUUGAGAUAGUCCAGCCCAUCUCAGAGCCAGCACCAGCCUCAGUGGAGCAUCUGGAGAACCAGGCGGAUCAACUAACACAAGAGUCUCUCCAUGAACUGGUUCUUUCUUCGCCCCCUUUGACCGACUCUGGUCCCCCUGAUUUCGUGCCCUCCCAAGAUCCCAGCCCUGUCCCAGUCAAUCCAGACGAGCCAUCAGACCUCCCAGCAGGUGAGAAACGCCAAGAUGGUGAUGAGGCUGCUGACAAUUCCACGCUUGAGCCAGAGAAGCCAACAGAAGCACAUCUGGAAAAGCCGAUGGAGGUGGAGGCUGAAGAGAGUUUGGAGAAGCUUGGAAGUGAUGUCAACGAGGAAAGCGUUAGUGAAAUCCCAAAGAACUCGGAGCUGAGAGGAAAUGACCUUGUCAGUGACCUCAUUCCAAGAGAUGUCAAUGUCCCUGAUGACACUCCCAUCACAGACAUGAGCACAUCUACUGAGCUGAUGUAAAUCAAUCAGAGGAUUCAUGAAGGAAGUGAAACCCUCUAAAUCUAAAUUGUGAAUGGAUCGAAAAAUAGUGGUUUGUCUCACCCUAAGUGCCCACAUUAAUGCUAAUAUAGCCUUUUUUUUUAUUUUAAAUGAACCAAAGGUGCCGAAAAGCAGUGUGUGUGUACAUGUGUGUGUUGUGAUGGAAAGAAGAGUGACCUAGAAUACUUCAUUAUUAGACAGAGAUCUUCAUCUAUGAAGAUCUAGACAGAAAUUAAAUGUGUCUUGUAUAUAUUUGAGCAGUUUUUUUGUUUUAAAAAAAUUUGCAACAAAAAGAAAAAUGAAAAGAAGGUUAAUGAAAGAAAUGUAAAGGACAAAGAAUGCAACUUCAGCUGGAAACGGCAUAUGCAUUCCACAACUGGUUACAAGUAUCUACUACACAUUUAUGAAUUAACAUAGUAAUACUUGGCAUUUUCAAUAAUCCACUAAUCAGAAUGAUUGUCAUCUUAUGCAAUUUUAAAUAAAAUAAAUGAAUUUUCAAUUUCAAGUAGUUGCCUUUGAAAAUAAACUGGCAUUUACACAUAACAAUCUUGCUCCCUGCUUUUCAAAAGUAUAUUUUAUAGUAUCUGGUCACACUGAAGAUUCUGGGAAUGGAUUUUUGUGGGGGAGGAAAAAUAGCAGAUACUCGGGGCAUGUUUGACAAACUACUACAUGUACGGGGCACUCUGCAAAUGGCAAUAGAAAUCUAUGUAGCAAAUCCCAGUUCAUUUAAGAGGGACUGGAGCUUCUCACUGUCUCGUGGGAGAGAGGACAUCAGAGGAGGGAGGAGAAAGGGGGGAGACUAAGCCACAUUCUUUCCAGAGGAAGGAGAUUUUCAUGGGGCCUGGGUCAAAAGUCUUCAGUGUGACUGCAUUUCAGUCCAUGAGAAAUCUGUUCCUCACAUGCCUCCCCUUGCUUACACUACAUUGCUAUCCCAAAAUCUUGUCUGAGUAGUCAGGACUGGUAUGAGAGGCCACUCCUAAAUGCCUUAAAACUUUAAUCUACAGUCAUGUGGAAAGAAAGCACACACUUUUGCAAUACUGUGGUUUAAUUUAUCAGGUCAUAAAAAAUAACCUAAAACUGGGUAACCACAACCUCAGAUAUUACAUCAUAACAAGAUUUAACCACAGUGUAGAAGCAGUGUGUGAAAAGCAGCCGACAGGUGCUGCUAACCAAAUACAUUUGAUUAAUUGAUAAUUAGCAAAUGUUUGCACCUCUAUAAAAGCAGAGAUUUUAGCAGAGUGCUGGUUUGGAGCAUUGCCCAUUUUUUCAUGAGUGGAAAACAUUUAAGACGGUUUCCAAUCUUCCCAGGUGUGGAUAUCUCCACGUGCACGGUGGUGGAGGGGUGAAUAUUUGGGCUCAGUUUGCAGCUACAGGAUCUGGACACAUUGCAGUCAUUAAGUCGACAGUGAACUCCUCUGUACAUCAGUCUAGAGUCUCACGUGAGGCCAUGUAUUAGUCUUUUAUAUCCUCGACAAUAAUGUGAAAGACUGAUAGUCAUACAGAAAAUGAUUACUUCACGUUAUUGUUAUUAAAGGUGGUUUUACAAGCUACAUGGGUGUAGUUAGUUUUUCACAUACCACUUCUGCAGUUUAGCUUUUUGUUAAAUAAAUAUAGUGUAAUAUG